Molecule: messenger RNA, 1445 nt
Organism: Abrus precatorius (Indian licorice)
Lineage: Eukaryota; Viridiplantae; Streptophyta; Magnoliopsida; Fabales; Fabaceae
Product: putative clathrin assembly protein At4g40080
Exons: 1
Coding region: 198-1205 (335 amino acids)
Biological process (GO): clathrin coat assembly; clathrin-dependent endocytosis; vesicle budding from membrane
Cellular component (GO): clathrin-coated vesicle; clathrin-coated pit
Molecular function (GO): clathrin heavy chain binding; phosphatidylinositol-4,5-bisphosphate binding; 1-phosphatidylinositol binding
Source: RefSeq, a predicted model, not a curated record
AAAUGAAAGUGCCAGUUCAAAUGUUUAGUUUUCUCCUCAAUCAAAAUACAAUACUUAAUUAUAACAUGACUUAAAAUUUCAACGAUAAUACAGUACAAAAAUGAUAAAUUUAUAUAAAUAUCUCCAACAUAAUGUAGCUUUUACUCGUUAGCUUUAUCUCUUAGCUUGGAAGUGUAUCAAAGAGGGAGAGAGAGUCUAUGACGAAACUGAAAGAGCUAAUAGGGAUAAUGAAGGACAAAGCUUCACAAGGCAAAGCUGCGAUUCUUUCUAAACGAAUAACACUCUAUCUCCUUCGUGCCACCAGCCACGACUCUUUCACCCCUCCAACCCAUAAACACAUCUCCACGCUCCUUUCCUUUGGUGACGGUUCACGCGCCACUGCUUCCGCCGCCGUGGAGCUUCUCAUGAACCGGCUUCAGACCACCCAGAAUUCUGCCGUGGCCCUCAAGUGUCUCAUCGCCGUCCACCACAUCAUAAAGCAUGGUACCUUCAUCCUAAAGGACCAACUUUCCGUGUUCCCCUCCAGUGGUGGCAGAAACUACCUUAACCUCUCCAAUUUCCGCGACAAAAGCACUCCAAUCUCGUGGGAACUCUCUUCCUGGGUACGAUGUUACGCUAAACACGUGGAACAGCUUCUCUGCACGAGCAGAAUCCUCGGAUUUUUCCUCAGCGGAGAAACAAACGAUGCUCCGGAAACGCGAGAAGAGAGAGCUUCGGGUCUUACCAACGGUGAUUUAUUGAGAGAGACGGAAGCGUUGUUGGUGUUGAUUGAAGGAGUUGGGGAAAUACCCGAAUCUGGUUCCGUUGAGGAGAACAAAUUGGUGGGUGAGAUUGUGGGUUUGGUGGAAGAAGAUGGGGUUGCGGCGUUGAGUGAGGUGUGUGUGAGAGUGAACGAGUUCAGGGAGAGAUUGGGGUGCCUCUGUUUUGGGGAAGUUGUGGAAUUGGUUUACGCGAUGAAGAGAUUGGAAGGGUGUAAGGAGAAGAUUGCGAUGAUGAAGGUGAUGGUUGAGGUUGCAGAGAAAAUGAGAAUGUGGGAUUCAGUGAGAGAAUUGAAGGAGAAGGUUGAGAACAUGGAAGAAGGGAAACUUUACAGAAGAAAGGUCACAAGACACGUGUCAGAUCGUUUUGCUGUUGCGGUUCUUAGUUCUGUUGAUUUGGUCCAGUUUCGUUCUACAAGGUUCUGGUUUGAAAGUGAUGAUUUGUAAAUAAAAUUUUUUGAAACUUUUUUUUUUUUGGUUGGGAUGUUGUAAUUUAAAUUAGUUCCCCUAAAAAGGUAGAGGGAGAGGAAAGAAAAUUUUAGAAUAAGUUGCAAUUAAUGAUAAUUUUAAAAUUUUGAUUUUUAAUAGACUUGAUCUCGUAGCAUUAUAUGGUACUGUAGAUGAUGAUAGGAAAAUUGAAAUAGCCUGUUUUUACUUUUGACCAUAAUGAGAUUGAAUCUGGUUUGA